UGCAGCAAAAACAAAUUACCGUCAUGCCCAACACUUCUCGAUAAAAUGUUGCUGUCUUGGUUCGGUCUCCAACUUUAAAAACAAAAUGUAAAGCUCGCCUUAAAGCCAUGUUUACUGACAGAUGUACGGCUGUCUCUUUGUGCGAUGAAGUAUCCUGAAUGAUCGAUGCUUUCUGAUUUUGAUUGGUAAGUAGAUACCAACUCAAAAUGUGUUGGGUAGUAGGAUUCAUUUUUAUUUGUGUUUAUUAACAUUAUAUAUUGAUAUUAAAGUCUAGGAAAAUACAAAUUCAGGUCGGUGAAAGCACUAAAUUUAAAAUAGGUGUGAAAAAACAUGUUCAUAAUUGCUUGUAAACACCCCUGUUCUCUCCGAUAAAUGGUAUCGCCUAACAUCAGCAGCGCAUUUUCUCGCGAGACUAUUCACAAAAAUAGUUUAAACAAAUCCAAAUAACUGUAAACCACAAAAAACCUCCAGUAGCGCACAACAUAUAUUAUCUAACUCUAAAUUUGUGAAUUUUGCUCUUGACAUUUCCGAUUAGAAAUGUAAAAUGUUGUGUUUAAGUAGUACCGGUCAUCUUGCACUAGGUGGGUGUAACGAGCCAAACACAUUAAAAAAAAAUAACAGAAGAAGAAACGGGAGCAAGAAAGAUGGCGGCGGUCAUGAGAAGCAUGAUUUACCUUUUCCCCAAACAUCUUCUUUCAAAAAGCAGUCGCUUUAUGGUGGAACCAAAGCGGUAUGUCCGCGGACUGAGGAGGAAACCGGUCAAUGUUUUAUUUCCAGAACAACAGACGGGUAAAGUUGUGAAGUCGCCCUCAGAGGGCGAUCAGACUGCAGUAAAGCCGCAGAGGAAGACAAAUGUCACCUCUGCAGUGGAGCAAACUGAGACAAGGAAUCAUGUCAGAAAAAAAGAUGAUGCAUAUUCGACCGUGCAGCAUCCCCGGGCUGCUGACACGAAAGAUCAAGUCGAUGGGCUGCGCUUUGAAAGGGCUUUUCAAGGAGACAAAAGGCUGGCGAGGCUGGUGACCGUUGCUCGGUCCAGGACAUUUCGGGAGCACCAGGGUAAAAUCCUCCUGGAGGGCAGGCGUUUAAUCUGCGAUGCUCUGCUCGCCGGAGCAUUGCCGCAGACGGUGUUCUUCAGCACGGUGGAUCGGCUCCGAGAGCUGCCUUUGGACAAGCUGAAAAGAGCCGCGUUGGUGAAAGUCAAAUUUGAGGACAUUAAACUCUGGUCGGACGUCGUGGCACCACAAGGAGUGAUAGCGAUAUUUUCCCGAUCCGACCCGUCACGGCUGAAUUAUGCAAACAAAGGUGAGUCGGUGGGACUUUCUCUCAUCUGUGACAACAUUCGGGAUCCUGGUAAUCUUGGGACAAUGCUGAGGUGUGCUGCAGCUGCUGGUUGUAGCAGCAUCCUUCUUACUAAAGGCUGUGUGGAUGCUUGGGAGCCAAAAGUCCUGCGUGCAGCAAUGGGUGCACACUUCAAGCUUCCCAUCUAUCCUAACCUGGAGUGGGACGACAUCGAAAACCAUCUUCCGGCAUCGGUGACCGUCCAUGUAGCUGACAACAACUGCUCUGAGAAGGAACAACAACAGCCUUCCAAAGCAGGAGACUUUGGUUGGGUCAGCACAAAGCCUAAUCCUAAAAACAUACACUAUGAAGAAUACGACUCAGACGAUGAAGGACUGUCACUGCCCAGAGUGGACGCCAAAGUGUACCACGAGAACUGGGCCCAGACGCCCACCGCUCUCGUUAUAGGCGGUGAGACACACGGGCUCAGUCUGGAAGCAGUCCGGUUAGCGGAGAAAACCGAUGGGCUCAGGCUCUUCAUUCCUGUCGUUCCUGGAGUUGACAGUUUGAAUUCCGCCAUGGCGGCGAGCAUCCUUUUGUUUGAAGGAAGAAGACAGCUGUUAAAACUGCAGCAGGCGUCCGGAGAGAAAAGAAAAACCAAAGCUCAGCGGUAGUUAUUGGGAUAUUUGCUUUAAAUGUCAUAAAACCUGUUUGUAACAAAAAUGAAAAUUUUUACUUAGCUAAAGUAUUUUGUCUUAUUUAUUAUGGUUUUUGCCAUAGAAUUUAACAACAUUUUUGGUAUUUUUUUACAUAGUUUUAUUAUAAAAACAGAAAUAGUCUAAAAACUAAAAAUUAAAAAAUUAAACAUAAAACAAACAAAAACCAUAUUUGCAUUUUGAUUAAGAAAAAUAACAGCAGCUCAUCAUCUGAGCUCUUGCAAUACAUCAUUUUUAAGCAUUACCUUAGAAAUCAAAUAAUUUCUUCUGUGGAUUGGGAUUAAAAAAACACCCUGGGCAACAUGAACGUUAAUUUAAGCUAAUUAUGAGAAAUCCAUCAGAAUCGACUGCAGACUCAAAAUCUUAAAUACAUUUUUUUUAUUAGGGUUUUGUUUCUAAAAACAUUUACUUACUUUCCACUUAAAAAUAAGCAAUGAUAAAGUAACCAUAUAGCCAUUCAGUUAACCGAUACCUUUUCACUGCUGAUUUUUCUCAAAUUAGGACUGUUUAGUCAAAUUUUAGAUUUUUUUUUUUUUGGUAUAAAACAGCUAAUAAGGGAAAAAUCUAAAAUUCUCCUCACCAAAUCUUAGAAUACAGUUUUGUAAAUUUACAUUUUGAAAGCAUGAAGAUGUUGGAACCUCAAGCUGUUUACACUAUUUGGAGAGUUUGGCAAAAUGCAUAAACAGUACUGUCAUUUUUUUGAAGUUCCUGGUGAAUUGUGUGGAAUAAACUGUUUGUUUUUUUUUAAUAAAUCACGUCCUUGAAAACA
This is a messenger RNA of Oryzias melastigma (Indian medaka), 2763 nucleotides long. RefSeq names its product mitochondrial rRNA methyltransferase 3a (gene mrm3a). Gene Ontology annotation, molecular function: RNA methyltransferase activity; RNA binding. The transcript is spliced from 4 exons. Bases 645 to 1952 code for a protein of 435 amino acids. The record is from RefSeq and is a predicted model, not a curated record. Lineage: Eukaryota; Metazoa; Chordata; Actinopteri; Beloniformes; Adrianichthyidae. Gene Ontology annotation, biological process: RNA processing.